Molecule: messenger RNA, 2855 nt
Organism: Siniperca chuatsi (mandarin fish)
Lineage: Eukaryota; Metazoa; Chordata; Actinopteri; Centrarchiformes; Sinipercidae
Exons: 5
Coding region: 49-1098 (349 amino acids)
Biological process (GO): response to bacterium
Source: RefSeq, a predicted model, not a curated record
AGUGGAGAAAAGAUCAAGAUUCUUUUCACUCAAGUCAGAAAUUCAAACAUGAUGACAUCUCCAACGUUUGUUUUCUAUCUGACAUGUUUGUUCUUGGGGAAAAUGGCUCAGAUGACUAAUCUGUUCUCAUCAGUUCGUCAAGAGAGUGGUUUUGUAUCAGCUAAUGUUGGUGAAAGCUUAACUUUGCGAUGUUUCUAUGAAGAUGACAUGGUAGCAAGAUAUUCCUGGUACAAGCAAACUCUGGGACAGAAACCAAGACUCAUCUCUACCUUCUACAUGUUUGAUAAAAAUGGCAAAUUUUAUGAUGAAUGCGAGAAUAAUCCACGCUUCACAUUGGAUACUGAAAAAGGUAAAAAUCACUUGAAAAUCUCAGAUUUACAUAUAUCAGACUCAGCUACAUACUACUGCGCAAGUAGCUUUUCAGAAAUAUUUGAAUUUGCAGAGGGCAUUACUGUCAGUGUAAAGGGUUCAGGUUUGAACAUCCAAGCUUCGGUCCAUCAGUCAGCAUCUGUGACCAUCCAGCCAGGAGGCUCUGUGACUCUGAACUGUACAGUACACACUGGGACCUGUGAUGGAGAACACAGUGUUUACUGGUUCAGGAACUCUGAAGAAUCUCAUCCAGGACUCAUGUACACCCAUGGAGGCAGGAAUGAUCAGUGUGAGAGGAAACCCAACACACAAACACACACCUGUUUCUACAACUUGCCACUGACGAGCCUGAAUCUUUCUCAUGCUGAGACCAACUACUGUGCUGUUGCCUCAUGUGGACACAUACUGUUUGGAAACAGGGCCAAGCUGGACAUUAAGUAUGAGAAAGACUCUCUUGUCUUGGUGUAUUUCUUGAUUGGCGCUUUGACAUUCACCACCAUCCUGAGUGUUUUACUGGCUUUCUCACUGUACAUUAUGAGUAAGAGAAACAGCGGCCAAUGUAGAGAAUCUUGCGUGAGAUUUUCAGCUCCCUCCGCAACAAAUGCAGAGGAUUACAAAAAUGAAGAUAAUCUCCAUUACGCUGCUGUAAGGGUGAACAAGGCCAGCAGAUCAAGAAGACAGAGGGACGACACAGAAGAUGAAUGUGUGUACUCCCGUGUAAAGCAAUAAAGCUGGACAUAUUCCAUCUUUGUCUCUGUGUAACAGGACAUGAGCCCAUUACUGUCUUUUAAUGUGUAAUUUGUAAUUUGAUUUUUUUAUAAGCAGGAAUCGUUUUUUCAACAUAAUUUCAUCUAAAACUGUUUAGUGUAAAGCUUUACUUUGUAAUAAACUAACUAACUAAAGAAGCUCUAACAAUGGCAAUAUAUGAAGUACAUGAUUUCCACUUUCUCUGUGCAAAUGGGUUGCAAUGACCUUACAUCUUUUGUUCUUUUCUGUUGCUGUUAGCUACUUGCUACUUAUCAUGGGGAAAAACAUUAAAUUGUUGAUGAUCUGUCCAAAUUCAAUAAUCACAGCAUAUAAGUGCAACAGGGCAUGCCUUGUACUACAGUGGAGUGAGUUAUUAAAAUCCGCUGUGACUCUGCUCUAUUGACUUAUCAGUAAUCUAGGAUAUUGUUCUUUGUUGAUGAAAAAUGGUGUAAACCAGUGAGUCGUGCUGAAUGGAUACGACUCCAAACCAUCUGAGACAUAAUAUAUGAAUCCAUUUUGAACUCUACUCCACAGAUUGCAAAAUGUUGGAUAAAGGUGAGGCUUUUUGCUGCCUUUGUAAAAUGCAACUGCCUUAGAGGUAAAAUUACCACAACUACUCAUCUGAAUCACCUGUGACCUUAUCAUUUAGUGUGGCAGUGGAGACAUGCAAAUGAACAGACCAUCAUUUAUUCUACAGCGUAGUUUAAGAUUAGGCUAUGAGGGCUGCAGUGCAAACGAUUUUUAAAAAGUGAUUUGUUUUUCAAGUGACAGCUAAUGCAAAUGCAUACGUAGAGUCAUCUCAGACAGCGAUCACAGCUAUCAGUACUUGUAGUAAUUGUGUUGAUUGAGUGUUUGAAACCCAAACUCUUUUCUAUAGUUUCCAUGUUCGACAGUGUAAUGAUGUCUCUAUGGUUGUGUCCUGUGCAUAUGUAGGAUCAUCUAAACAAUUUCUCAUUGUGUGUGUGUGCUUUCAAGCAGAGUGUUUCCACAGAGUGAAACAACAGAUUUUAUAGUAGAUUAGAAUUAGAAUUUGAAUUAAUUAGAUUUUUGGGAUCAAACUAAUACACUUUGCUCCAAUUCAAUGAUGCUGUGUGAUGAGCUACUGGGACAUAUUGAGCAAGAAUGUGUGUGUAUAAUUGUGUUUGCACGUACAAACCAUAAAUGCUAUCUACUAGGGUGGUGAGGACAACAUAAACUGACAAGCCAGGAUGGUUUAUUCAUGAAUAUUAAGAUCAUUUUCUGCUUUUAUGACUUUUAAGCACAAUGUACGGGACUGUAUUGCUUUUCUGAAUGUAUCUGUAUUUAUUUGGUUCAUUGACUUUUAUUGAUGUGAUGUGCUUCCCCCUGUUUGAAUUUGGUAGCCACAUGCUAAGCUGAUGUUAGUGACGUUCACACAGACACAGGGUCUUGCAUGCAACUAUCCUGUUUACUAACCUGGCACUGUUUAUCCUACACAGUUCACACAUACACUUCAAUUUGGCCCUUUAACAGAGCCACACUCUUUUCAUACAUGGCCUAGCCGCCAUUUUGAAUUUCCUUUCUUUGUCGAACCAUGCAUCUGCUGCUCAGCCACCAUUUUGAAUUCAAUUUCUUUUGUUUGAUGCCAUUUUGGACCCAAACAGCCAUUUUGGAUCACACACAGCCACACACACCUUUUUGUUCUUUAGCUUAGUGCAUUGUUAGAAUUCAUAAUAUGUUUUUGCUUUUAUUAUAUUUUAAUAAAUGCUUGUGUAUCAUUA